Messenger RNA from Candidozyma auris, 660 nucleotides. RefSeq lists its product as uncharacterized. The record is from RefSeq and is a predicted model, not a curated record. Gene Ontology annotation, biological process: regulation of mRNA splicing, via spliceosome; mRNA processing. Gene Ontology annotation, molecular function: RNA binding. The transcript has a single exon. Lineage: Eukaryota; Fungi; Ascomycota; Pichiomycetes; Serinales; Metschnikowiaceae. Gene Ontology annotation, cellular component: spliceosomal complex. Bases 1 to 660 code for a protein of 219 amino acids.
AUGUCUACAAAUGAGACCGGUAGAUCAAAGAAGGAUAAGACAACAUCAAUAUUCUCAAGAAAAGUUGACUCGACGAAGGUCAAUCUCCCUGUGAUCAAGCGGUGGAUUGAGGAGGAGAUCACGGCCCAGAUUCCCGAUGACGAUAUAGCUGCUGGGUUUAUCUACGAAUUGAUAGCAGGGGAAGAGAACCCUGACAUCAACGCCAUACGAGCACAGACAGAUGAUUUUCUUGGACCCAAAGAAAGCAAAAUUUUUUGCAAAAAGCUAUGGAAGCAUUUGCUAAGUGCUCAGGGGGACAAGGAUGGGCUCCCUCUGGAAUUAGUAGAGCUACGAAGGAGGGUUUUAGAAGAGCAGAGGGCAAACCAAGCAAAACUUCAAGAAAGUAAGCUUCAAGACAGAAACCGUGGUUGGUAUCAUAGAGACAGGAGAGAGAGGUAUGGCCAGAGAGACAGCUUUCAGAAGCGUGGACAGAGGAGAUCUUAUAGAGAUUCUCGAACAAGUGACGACUCACGGAAAAUUGUAAACGAAACUGACGCAAAACUUAUCGACUCGAAAAAGACAAACUAUAAUCGGUCAGAAAAAAAGGAAAGUCAUGAUGAAAGUGAGGUAUAUCACAGCAAUGGAAGCGAGCGAGGGCCACGAGACAAAACUCUUCUCUAA